Apis dorsata (giant honeybee) is the source of this 412-nucleotide messenger RNA. RefSeq names its product integumentary mucin A.1-like. The record is from RefSeq and is a predicted model, not a curated record. The annotation marks the transcript as partial. The transcript has a single exon. NCBI's taxonomy places the organism in Eukaryota, Metazoa, Arthropoda, Insecta, Hymenoptera, Apidae.
CCUACCACAACUGAAGAAACAACUGCAACUACGACAACGUCGCCAGAAACAACAACUACACUAACAACUAUAACUACAACUACAUUAAUAACCAUCACCACAACACCUAUACCAGAAACUACAACGGAAAGCACAACUCCACCAACCACUACAACUACUGUAAUUCCUACAACAACUGAAACAACAACUGUAACUAUGACAACAUCGCCAGAAACUACAACUACACUAACAACGUUUACUACAACAUCUGCGCCAGAAACUACAAUCAAAAGUCCAACUCCGCCAACUACAACAACAACUGUAGUUCCCACGACAACUGAAGAAACAACUGUAACUACAACGACGUCGCCAGAAACUACAACUGCACCAACAACUAUUACUACAACACCUACGCCAGAAACUACAACGGAAA